This is a messenger RNA of Xyrauchen texanus (razorback sucker), 714 nucleotides long. RefSeq names its product WD repeat, SAM and U-box domain-containing protein 1-like. Gene Ontology annotation, biological process: protein ubiquitination. The transcript is spliced from 5 exons. The coding region runs from base 1 to 714 and encodes 237 amino acids. The record is from RefSeq and is a predicted model, not a curated record. NCBI's taxonomy places the organism in Eukaryota, Metazoa, Chordata, Actinopteri, Cypriniformes, Catostomidae. Gene Ontology annotation, molecular function: ubiquitin-protein transferase activity; protein binding.
AUGAAGAAAUUUGCUGCCGAGUCAAAUGGGUUGGCGGAGAGAACUAUCAAAACCGUCAAACGUGUCCUGAAAAAAGUGAAACAAUCAGGGACAGACCAGCACCUUGCUUUGCUUAUCAGUAAGGAAUACUCCAGUCACUGGUGCUCAAAACCCUGCAAAAGGAGCAAGCGUGUCACUACAAUGUGGGAGCAAAAACCUUGCCAGAACUACAUACAGGAAGUACCGUACACACUGAAACAAACAGAGGACAGGAACUUGCGAGGACACUCCAGACUGAUAGUGAGCAAGUGGUCUGAGGAGGAUGUGUUGGCAUGGUUAUGGGAGGAGGGGCUGGAGGAUGUGAUUUACGCGUUUAAAUCCAAUAACAUCGAUGGGGAAGAGCUGCUCUCGCCCACUAAGGAAAGCCUCAGCUCUGAGCUGCCCAUCAAGUCCCUGGGACUGAGAAGUAAAGUCAUGAAGAAAAUCGAGGAUUUGAAGAUGGCUCCUGUCUCUAAGGGCACUCAUGACGAGUAUCUUUGUCCAAUCACACGCAAGAUCGUGAAGGACCCAGUGAUCGCUGCAGAUGGCUACUCAUAUGAACGGGAGGCCAUUGAGAGCUGGAUCACCAUGAGUCGUCACACCAGCCCUAUGACUAACCUGUCCCUGCAGACCACCCUUCUGACACCCAAUCGCACCCUGAAAAUGGCAAUUUCUCGUUGGACCACUAGCCAGUGA